UCGUCGCAGCGAUUUAGCCGUGAAUUUUAUUAAAUUUAUCAAUAAUAUCACAAAUAGUAUAAGGGAAUCGUUGUUUUUUGAUUAUUUCUCUAAGUGCAAUGUUAUUUUAGUUAUAUUUCGCGUAAACGGAGCACGCCAUGUUGUUGAAGACGUAGCCCGAGGCACAAUGCCAUUUUAUGAUUUUAUAGUUUUAUUAUAAUAUUGAAUGUGGUUCCGAUAAAGUUAUGACGUGUUCUAGUGCAUUUUAAGUGUAAUUAUAAAGAGCUGUCGCAGCAAAAACCGCCGCAAUGGAGUUACCGCCGCCCCUGUACCCGCAACCAAAGCUGGAGGAAGGUAUGUACAUUCCCCGAAUGGACGGUCCCUUCAUCGUCCCGAAACCAGAAAACCUUUCGUACCAGACCAUGCCCGAGAACUACUCCAUACCGCCGAACUACCCCCCACCAACGGACGACUACACGGAGAGUAAAGUAGAGAUGGAGGAGCCGAAGAUAGAGGAAGGGCAGAUAGAUCACACGAUACCCAGACCGGGUCCGAUGCCAAACCGACCUCCACCAAAGUUCAUAAGCGUGAACAGCGACGAGCUGAACCCGGAACAGCGGGCGAUGUACGAAUCUGUCCUGUCCACGUGGAAACCCGUGAUGUUUCCAAAAAGGAUUAAGCGCUAUAUAUGCCAGAAGUGCAACAAGGAGUUCAAGAAUUACCAAAACCUCUACCUCCACACCACAAGGGUGCACUCCUCCGAAGAGUCAGCAGUGCUAUGCGACAUUUGCGACAAGACAUUCAAGAACAAACACUAUCUAUACAUGCAUCGAAUGAACAAACAUUAUUCGGAGACUGAGAAGUGCUACUGCCAGUUCUGCCUCCAGGAGUUCCGCACGCGGAGGGCGUUGCACAUGCACGUCAAACGUAUUCAUCCAAACACGCUGCCAGAAAUAAAGUGUCCGGACUGCGGGAAGGAGUUCUCUGUACCGUACAAGCUGCGUUAUCACAUAGAGAACUGCCACCGGCCGGAGAAAGAGAAGCACAAGUGUCACAUAUGCCAGAAGCUGUACAAAAGCCACUUAAACCUGAACCGCCACUUACACUUCCAGCACUCGCAGGUCGAGAGACACCCGUGUGUGUUCUGCCCGAUGACGUUCAAGUCGCGCCACCAUAUGAAGCGACAUAUCCUGAACAUACAUCCGCCCUUGGAGUCGAAAGUGACGUGCCCCGAAUGCCUGAAGGAGUUCAAGAACGACCAGUACUUAAAGGAACACAUGCAGGUUCACACAUCGUUCGACAAGAAGAUAAAAUGCGAGCUGUGCGACAAGUACUUCCACUCGGCUGUGCGUUUGAAGAAGCACAAAAAGAUCGUGCACCCGGACAAGCCGAAGAUACGCUGCGAGAAGUGUGACAAGGAGUUUGCGCACGCGCAUUAUCUGAGGCGCCACAACAACUCGGUGCACGUCGAGGUUGACGAGAGCAACUACGCGCACGAGUGCGACCAGUGCGGGAAGAAGUUUAAGAUAAAGAGGUAUCUGAACAACCACUUGCAGAGACACGAGCAGCAACAUCUCAAACGCAUAUCGCAGAUGGUGAAGACCGUUAUGGAUGACGGAGACACCUCCAAGAAGGUGGGCGCUAGAAGGGGGCGACCGCGUCGUGCCCGGAAAGAGAUUGAGUUUAUAAAAUGCGAGCCGGUCUCGAGUUCCGAGGAAGAAGAGACGGAUGAAACUGAAUCGGAUUCGGAGUGAGGGUUUAUGUAAUUUUAAUUAAAGAAACACUUUUAACACGCCACGCGGUCCAUGUCGAAUCUGGCGCCCAAAAUCUGCUGUUCCAAAUGUCUCUCAGUGGUCGUUCAAUGACAAAUAGUAAACUUUUAUUGACAGUAUAAAUACCUAACUUAAUAUUGUAAAUGAGAAUGCGUUGGUUUGUUUAUCCAACUGAGCAACCAAUUGAGUUGAUUUUUGGCAUUGAGCUAGUUGAAUAGACGGAGAGUAACGUAGGCUACUUUUUAUUCCAGGGAAUCGAACGGUUUUUCUGACAAUUGUUAAAAACCGUAAAAACGCGGGCAAAAGCUCGUCGUAACUAAUUUUGUGAAUGAUGACAGUUUGUUAGUUUGUUUGUCCUUCAAGCUCUUACUUAGUAAACAAUUAACUUGAUUUUUGGCAUUCAGUUAGCUGAAUAGACGAAGAGUAACGUAGGCUACUUUUUAUUCCAGGGAAUCGAACGGUUCCCA
Pararge aegeria (speckled wood butterfly) is the source of this 2218-nucleotide messenger RNA. Its product is annotated as zinc finger protein 431-like. Bases 288 to 1733 code for a protein of 481 amino acids. NCBI's taxonomy places the organism in Eukaryota, Metazoa, Arthropoda, Insecta, Lepidoptera, Nymphalidae. Gene Ontology annotation, molecular function: chromatin insulator sequence binding. Gene Ontology annotation, cellular component: chromosome. The transcript has 2 exons. Gene Ontology annotation, biological process: regulation of transcription by RNA polymerase II. The record is from RefSeq and is a predicted model, not a curated record.